GCAAGACCCUGGGAAUUUCUCUCGGCUGACUGAGCCGCGUCGACGUCACCUGCGAUUGCCUUUGACACAACUCUCACUGCCGUCUUUCAAGAUGAAUCUCAACCUGUCUGCAUCGGUCAACAUCUUCAAGCUGAUCUUCAAUCCCGCGCUGUGUCUGCCGCACGCCACUGUCGGCACCUUCAAUGACCUCCCACUGCCGCUAGGCCGCGCCUUCAAGAGAAACGAUGGAUCCGUCGUCGAUAUAAAAGCCGUUGUGCUCGACAAGGACGACUGCUUUGCCGUGCCAGAGACCAAUGGAGUUUAUGUCGACUAUAAGGAAAAGUUCGCUGCCCUCAAAGCAGCCUACCCGGGCCGCCGCCUCCUGAUCGUAUCAAAUACAGCAGGGGCGCUGGGCUACGACCGGGAUAGGAGACUAGCCGCGGAUCUGGAGAAGGCCACAGGGGUCGUCGUGCUGCCACACAAAGCCAAGAAGCCCGGCUGCGGCGAUGAGAUCAUGACCUACUUCAAGGGUCACCCGGAGACGGGCGUCGUCUCGCCGAGCCAGGUCGCCGUCGUGGGCGACCGGUUAUCGACUGACAUGAUGCUGGCCAACAUGAUGGGCGGCUGGGGUAUCUGGGUCAGAAAUGGCGUUGUUCCAUUGUCCAAGAAGAGUGUUUUCUCGCGGCUUGAGCACCGGCUCGCCCCUUUUCUCUUGUCAAGAGGCUAUUCGGCCACGGAGCCACAAAAUCCGUUUGAAUAGUGGUGGCAAGAGCGGAAGUCAGUAGCGCUAUUCUAGUGCGUUUUAUAUUCCCGAAUAGCCUUCACUGGAUUUUACGUUGUAGCGAGGAGUUUCAGGCGUUAGGCAACCGGAAGGUGACCAAAUUCAUCCCGAGAGGAAAAGUUGUGCCCUAUCCCUCAGCGGAUAUGUGUGGAUACGCCCGGUGUGAUGCGAAAACAUGGAGGUGAGACGGGCCAUGAAGCGAAGGCAAAUGAUGUACGCCGAGAUUAGCCAAACAAAGAUGAAGGAAAUUCAAAAUAUGCUCAAAGGGA
This is a messenger RNA of Gaeumannomyces tritici R3-111a-1, 1029 nucleotides long. RefSeq names its product HAD superfamily phosphatase. Gene Ontology annotation, biological process: cardiolipin biosynthetic process. The transcript has 3 exons. The record is from RefSeq and is a predicted model, not a curated record. Bases 92 to 739 code for a protein of 215 amino acids. Gene Ontology annotation, cellular component: mitochondrion. Gene Ontology annotation, molecular function: phosphatidylglycerophosphatase activity. Lineage: Eukaryota; Fungi; Ascomycota; Sordariomycetes; Magnaporthales; Magnaporthaceae.